Molecule: messenger RNA, 4746 nt
Organism: Beauveria bassiana ARSEF 2860
Lineage: Eukaryota; Fungi; Ascomycota; Sordariomycetes; Hypocreales; Cordycipitaceae
Product: beta transducin-like protein HET-E2C*4
Exons: 5
Coding region: 1-4746 (1581 amino acids)
Molecular function (GO): protein binding
Source: RefSeq, a predicted model, not a curated record
AUGCCUGUAAAGAACUCCUCAGGCUGUGGCUUCUGUGCUGUCUUUUGGAAUAAGAUCCGCCGCAAAAAGAGCCCUUCUAGGAGCGAAUCAAUUUCCAGCCUCAAAACCGAAAGCGUAACCAAGACAAACCCGCAGACUCCUGGCGACAACCUUGCUGCUCACAAGCGCCCGCUAUUAGGAGAGCUUAUCACUAUCAACUCUACUAAGCAGCGCCUCUCGAAAGACUGUUCGCUUUGGGAUCAAGCAUACAAUGCGCUCGAAGAACGGGACCCAGACGGCAUCUUCAAGGCUUACCAUGUCAUCUUCUCGCGACUCUACGCGGAAUUCCAGGACGGAGCCACUCCAUCACCACCUGCACCUCAUGGUGGCAGUCGCAGUCACGCACCAAUAUUACCUUCGUUUGAAAAUCCGCUCCCGCGUCGAGAGCUCCUCAGCGCCGUCGCCAGUCUCGGCCUGCAGCAAAUGAAGGACAAAGAAAUUGCUAUUCGGCUCUGGGGCCACGAGCUGCAUCCCAAUAACGCUAUUACAGAUACUAUAUCGGUCAUGGAAGCGCUUCAGAAAAUUGUUCAGGACGCCGUAAGAGAUCUUCCAAAUGCUGCCAUGGCCAUGGCUGGUGUUUCGCUGGUUCUUCCACUCCUAUUGAAUCCGAGCACCGCGGAAAAUGAUAAUCUCAGAGGAUUUGACUACGUCACUUCACAGAUGAGCUACUACAUUGAGAUGGAGGUCCUUUUUCUUCCCGUCGAGUUGCAAGUUAGUCUCAGAGACGAGCUGAAGCGGCAGAUCAAGGCCUUGUACGAAAAGAUUAUCGAAUACGAAAUUCGAAGUGUGCUGCACUUUUUUAGCAGCCGAGUCACGAGAUUCUUCAAGGGAAGCAUUCUCUUUGACGAUUGGAGAGGCAAAUUGGACGAGAUCCAAACAUUGGAAACGACGGUUUUGCACAGGCUCAAAUCGGCAGUAUCCGGUGAGAGCAUGAAGCACCUGAGCCUACUCAAGGAAGACGCAAAACUCAUGCGUCAAGGCGUCGAUAGCAUUGUCAGUGAGUUGCAUACCGCAUCCAACGUCCUACAACGCCUAGAACGGCUGGAACUAGACAAGGAGGAUCAAAAAUACCUCGCGUCUUUGCUGGCUACUGAUCCACGCCUUGCUAAGCGAGCUUUACAGAGCGCAAAGGAACAGCCGCUCCGCGACUCGUACGAAUGGAUUUUUGGUGAUGAACAGUUUAAGCAGUGGCAGACGAAUAAUGGCAAAAACCAACUCUGGAUCAGCGGGGAUCCCGGCAAAGGCAAAACCAUGCUUCUAUGUGGGAUUAUUGACAAGUUCACGAUUCAGAAAAACAAACAGCUUAAUGUCGCCUUUUUCUUUUGCCAGGCUACCGAUGCUAGCUUCAAUAAUGCAAACGCAGUCGUGCGUGGCCUUCUCUACAUGCUUGUCAAACAACAGCCCGCACGUUGGAGGCACAUUCGGAAGAGCUGUCAAAACGGGAUGGGCAAGAGACAAUUUCGAGGUACAACGGCUUGGGAAGCUUUAUCUGUGGUCUUCACCGAAGUCUUGAAUGACCCAAUGUUGGACCGCACUUAUCUUAUUGUCGAUGCGUUGGACGAAUGUGUCAAUGAUCAACUCUGUCUUCUCAAGCUGAUUUUAGCGACUUCCCACCUCAAAGGUGCGAAGUGGCUCCUCUCCAGCAGGAACGAUCUGAUCUGGCCUCAGGUCGACGAUCAAGAGUUAUGCGAUGAAUCCACAGUCCCCCUCGCUACGAGGCGUGUCCACCUGAAGCUUGAAGACAAGCAGGACUCGAUCGCCACAUCUAUUGACGCCUACAUUUUGAACGCAGUUGGCUCUUUGAAGGAAAAGAAACAACUCGAUGAUUUCAAUGUUGAUCUCAUCAAGCAUCAUCUUGUUCAAAAUGCAGAAGGAACGUUUUUGUGGGUGGCCCUGGUUUGCAAGGCGCUGGCGCAUCCUGACGUCUUGGGCGGGGACAUAAAGAGACAGCUGGCAUCACUUCCCAAAGGCUUGAAGCCUCUAUAUUCAGAAAUGCUGAAGCGAAUUAGACACUCCGAAUACGAAAGUCUGUAUCGGCAGCUUUUGUCAAUCAUGUCUGCGGUGUUUCGACCCGUCACAAUCGUGGAGUUGAGGGCCCUCUCUUCUCAGUUGCUCAAAGACUACGAUGACGGGGAUCUAGAACAAAGAAUUGCUCGCUGUGGCUCAUUUCUGACAGUCAAGGAUAAGAUUGUAAGUUUCGUACACAAGUCGGCGAAAGACUACCUGCUUGGCGAGGAAAGCAUUGUGGCCGGGUCAUUAGACGUGUCAGCGCAGCACUAUACCGUAUUCCUAGCAGCUCUGGAGCUCCUGACGUCGACUUUGCGACGUAACAUGUGCAAUUUGGAACUUCUGGGGCCCCUUUCUGAACGAGAUUCGCAACCUGAUCUGGAGCCGCUGAUGCCAAUAUCCUACGCGACUGUCUUCUGGUUGGAUCAUUUCAAAAACUCGGCAUUCCGAGAGUGCUUCGACCCUGCUCGCCAAAAAGAAGCGGCCGGUCUGGUGUGCAACUUUCUCAAAGAAAAAUAUUUAUACUGGUUAGAAGCCCUCAGUCUACUGGGAAAUCUUUCUCACGUAAUGGGGCCUUUGAAAGAGUUGAGUGGAUUUAUGACUCGGCUCGAUUUUAUAAUUGACGAGGCGCCGAUGCAAAUCUACGUUUCUGCACUUUUGUUCAGCCCAGAUAAAAACCUCAUUAAACAUUUUUACAAAGACCGAGAGGUGCCCAAUUUGACAAUUCAACGAGGUGCUAAGGAUAACCGGCAGGAUAGCCGGCAGGAUUCCAUUCGGCCUUUGGGAGCUCAUGAGAACAUCGUGACUUGCCUCGCGUUUUCACACGACAGUCAAUGGCUAGCUUCAGGCUCUCUUGACAAAACCAUCAGGAUAUGGGAUGCUAGCACUGGAGAUUGCUUAAGAAAGCUCAACUGUAGUUACUCGGUGCGAUCUAUUGCCUUUUCUGGCGAUAGUCUCCAACUGGUUUCAUGCUCUUCAGCCAAAGAAUGGGGUUUACAACCUGGAUCUUUGGACUUAUGGAACACUAGAACCGGCGCCAAACAAAGGACUUUUGACAGCCAGAUAUGGGAUACCAACACUAAGAACAAAACAUGCCUGAAGACGUUACAUGAAGAUACGAAGAUGAGAGUGGUGGCUAUUUCUUCCGACAGCCGCUAUCUCGCUACCGGUGGGCCAGGAUCGACUCUCAGUACAUGGGAGUUAGGCACCAACGACUAUCACAGAAUUGAGGAUGUCCACGAUAAAGGCAUAUGGUCAUUGGCAUUCUUGCGCGAUAGCGGGCGCUUAGCUUGUGGUUCUGGAAACACCGUCAAAAUCUGGGAUCUUUACGCUAGAGAGUGUCAAACUACUCUUCGGGGCCAUGACUUUCCUGUCAUGUUACUUGAUUACACACCGAAGAGCCAGACGCUUGCUUCAGGCUCGGGCGACGGAAUCUUGAAACUAUGGGACACUGGUUCCAAUUGUUGCCUGCAGACAUUUUCGAUACCAGUCUUUGAGUUGGCAUGGGCUUUCUGCUAUGACACUCAGCAGCUGGCAGUAAGCACGGGGGAGAAGAUCGCAAUCUCGGACAUGAGCCUCAACGCUGGCACGACGGCCACUAUUCGACACAGAAAUUUGAUGGUGGAAGUUGUGAUUCUGAAUAACGGCCAGAAUUUUAUGACGCUUUCGUCUGACGCAGCAAUGCUUUGGGACACAGUCUCUGGUGAUUGUUUGCAUACUUACGCAUUUGCCAGCCCCGACGAAGAACGAAGGAAACGUCACGUUCUUGUACCGGCAAACUGCCAUAACCAACGACAUGUUGUAUUUUGUGACGGCAAUGAUGUCAUAGUAUGGGACACUUGCUCCAGUGAUCCAGAUAGAGACGCCCACUUGACAGCUCUGGGGGGGCACGAUCAGCAAGUGACGGCAGUGGCAAUUUCUGUCGACGGCAUUCGAGUCGUCUCCAAGUCUCUCAGAGAUGCUAAAGUCUGGGACGUCAAGAGUGGCGAGCAUUUACUACUGGAUGGCAGUUUCUCCGAGUAUAGCUGGAAACCAUUGGCGAUUUCCGCCGAUGGGCAGCAGGCGGCCUCGAAAUCUAAUGGCGGUGUCUUGAGUGUGUGGAACACUAGGACUGGCCAGUUGUCAAUGGCGACUGAGACCAUUGGAGGUUCUUCUGAGCGAUAUGGCUUGGUGUUCUCACCUGAUGGACGACGACUUGCGUUCUUGUGGGAUGCCGAUGCCAUCGGGAUGAUGGAACUUCAUUCCAAAAAUCGUUUGCGCCUUAAGAGUGACCAGAUUAAAGUGACUUCUAUAGCAUUCUCCGACGACGGGCACCGAAUUGUGUCCUCAUCGUCGCACAGCGUGAAAAUUUGGGAGUGCACUUCAGGACAGUGUCUUCAGGCUUUCUCCAUUUCUCGCGAUCUUGGAAGAGUCUCAUUUGACCCACUAAACAAUGACAGGCUCCUCGCAGACAAGGGAGCAAUGGAAGUCAAGCCUGUGCGGGAGUUGCAAGUUAGACAACGCUCGGGUGGGUUCUCGACUUCGAUCGUUCAUGUGCAGUUUGGCAUCAGUUCUGAUGGCUCCUGGAUCGAACAUUACGGAAAGAAGGUGUGCUGGAUUCCUAGCGUUUAUCGUUCUCCCUUUUAUGCUGUCAAAGGGUCAGUAAUUUGUGUAGCAGGUGAAACGGGUUUGGCUUGGUCAGCGACGUUCAAGCUAGAGUAA